Molecule: messenger RNA, 822 nt
Organism: Neoarthrinium moseri
Lineage: Eukaryota; Fungi; Ascomycota; Sordariomycetes; Amphisphaeriales; Apiosporaceae
Exons: 2
Coding region: 1-822 (273 amino acids)
Source: RefSeq, a predicted model, not a curated record
AUGGAUGCUUUAAUAUGGGAUAACAACCCUGACGCUCAUCGAUUCGCCGAAGCUGCUGUGAAGGCCCUUUUGGCUUCUUUUCCAGGUGUCGGUAAUCAGAAUGUACGGAAAGACCGUAAAAGGCAAGGCAAAGGACCUUCAGUGCUGGAAAUUGGUUGCGGUACUGGCGUCUUCAGUCUCCGACUGCUUCCUUACGUGGGCUCAAUUUUGGCCGUGGAUGUUUCGCAUCCUAUGAUUCAAGUACUUCGACUCAAAAUUGCAGAAAUGUGUAACCCAACAGAGCGAAAGCAUAUCGCACCUCUCUGCUUGUCUGUAGAGGACCCAGAAGAUCCUGCAUUGCCACCAGGCCAAGGUGGAAAGCGCAAGAAGUUUGAUCUAGUGACAGGACAUUUGUUGCUACAUCAUGUGGCAGAUCACAAAGCUCUUCUGGAGACUAUGUUUGGUUGCUUGAAACCUGGUGGUCGCUUGGCAUUGACGGAUUUUGCAGACUUCGGCCCUGAAGCGCGGCUAUUUCACCCCGAAGGUAAAAUGGGUGAUGUCGAGCACGAUCAAGGGGUGAAUCCCAAGGCAAUUGAAAAGUUAAUGCGGCAGGUUGGAUUCGAAGAAACGAACGUAUCAGUUGCUUGGACGUCAGAGAAAGAGGUCGAGCGAUUCCCCGGGGAGUGGGGCCCCAAAGGACUGCAAAAACCUGAGUCGGUUCGGACGAUGGAGUUCUCCUUUGUGUUGUGCAGUGGGAGGAAGCCCAAAGAUUCGAGCAAGUACAGUGACUAUUCUAGCGGAAGUGAGCCAGUCUUGUAUCAUGAUCGUACAAGAACACAGUAG